AUGAGAAACAACGGAUCCCACAAAAGGACCAAAGCACCCAAGCAGGCCCGCAGGGAGAGGCCAAGGGACACGGACAAGGCCUGGUGGAGACAGUUCCUCAGCCACCUCUCUCGGAAGAAGCUGUGAACCAGGAUCGCGCUGCUUCUCCCCUUAGACAAGCGGCAGCCGCUGGCCGAGGCUGGACGACCGGGUGACGAGGCAUCAGGCAGAGGGCUAGGCUCCCCGGCGGCGCCCAGGCUGCGCGGAGCCGGAGAAGGCGGCGAGGGCGAGCUGAAGAUGCCGGUGCUGCUGCUACUGUUAAGGCGGGAGGCACGGCGGGAAGAGGCCGUGGCCGGUGCGUUGGGCUGGGGCGGGGAAGGGGGCGGGGGCGGGGGCGGGGGCGGGGCCGGGGCCGCGCUGAGCUGGCCGAGGCUGCACCCGUGCCUGCGGCCCCCGGGCAAAGCGCCCGGCAAGGCCGGCCCCGCCCAAGAGCAGCCGCACACACGGCACCGCUGCCGUCGCUCACGACUCUAAGUGCCUGACCCUGACCCUCCAAUAAAGAGUACGUGGCAGCCCUGGCGCCUGUGAACCCUGUUGGAGGCGUCCGGGCGCGGAGUCUGGUUGGGCAGAGCGGAGGCUGGGAGCCGCGCCGGGGCGAACGAGGUGAGGCGUACU
Saimiri boliviensis boliviensis (Bolivian squirrel monkey) is the source of this 654-nucleotide messenger RNA. It is a transcript of the gene C9H20orf144, whose product is annotated as chromosome 9 C20orf144 homolog. The record is from RefSeq and is a predicted model, not a curated record. Lineage: Eukaryota; Metazoa; Chordata; Mammalia; Primates; Cebidae.